Molecule: messenger RNA, 1101 nt
Organism: Opisthorchis viverrini
Lineage: Eukaryota; Metazoa; Platyhelminthes; Trematoda; Opisthorchiida; Opisthorchiidae
Exons: 6
Coding region: 1-1101 (366 amino acids)
Source: RefSeq, a predicted model, not a curated record
AUGGGAACCCCGAGACAGGCCACGUCAAUGGUUAGAGACAUUGUCAGAUAUGGCCCAGUCCCGCCCUCAAUGGCGGUUCUCCUUUCCCAACCCCCCCACCCACUUGACAGCCCACUGACAGUGCUGGAUUCAAACAAUAAUUUAUUAGCUCCCGCCUGCAAUGCGCAGCUACCUCUCCCUCCCCCCAAAGUCAUCGGUGAACAAAACUGCGGCAGCUAUAACCACUGUACGACGAAUACGCGGUUAUUACAGCUGACGACGAUGAUGAUGAUGAUGAGUUGCAAUAAAAUAAGCCAACUCAGUCCAACAAAAGGUGACUUGGCAGAAGGUAAAGUGAUUUACCGGUUUGGAUGUUUGUGUGAUUCACCUUCGAAGAUAGGGUCCCGGCGACCCAUUUUGAAUUUGGCUGGAGACGUUGCAAGAAAUCGCCGCCCAUCGAUGCCAAUGACACUAUGUUGGUUGACAUCUGGCUUAUUCCUGAAAAUCAAAUACAGGAUCGAAGUUCGGUUAGUCUAUAUUGACGCUACAAACUACGAACUUCGACUGAUUCUGAAGCUGUUGCACUGGGUCGCGCCGGUGUUGAUUUAUUCCUUAGUUCUUGCGCCAAAGAUUCAUUACGCUAGCAGCCGUUUGUUUGUCACGCCUAUUUAUGUACAAACGAACCAUAGCUCUGAUUUGUUGAGAGACACCUUCCACCGGGAGCCGACCACCCUCCUCUUCACCACGAAGAGCUUGGAUAUAAUCAUAUUAGCAGAAGACUUAAAUUCGUGGGUAGAACGCCUCAGUUCAGUUGGAACACGCCUCUGUGUGCUCGGAGACACUCAGAAGCCAGCUCGCCGUUUAGCAUUAGAAAAACUUUGUGAGCAACAAGUUGCGGAAAAAGUACUAUGCAGUGCAUUACAAGCGACCUCCGUGAAGGACACUGACGGUAAAUGGGAUAAGGUAACCAAGGCUAGACAUGAUGACCUCGUCUCUCCUUGUAGUGCUUCUGAGCGCGUACAUGGAUGCCAAUGGACCUCAGAACAGUCGGUAGCACUAAAUUCCCUCUGGUUCGCGGUAAAAUUUAGCUGGAACAUCGGUUGGAUGACGGCUCCAGCAUAG